AUGGAAAUCGAUAAAGGAUCCGGGGGUGGGCAAUCCACCCCUCAAAAUCAAAAAGCAGACUCAGCACAGUUGUUACACGAAAACCCUCCACCUGCAAACUCUACGCCGUCCUCGGCAACACCAUCACGGCGUCGACAGGAAACUCGUCCUCGGUCUAAACGUCUCACACCCAACGAGAAUUUAGCUCUUCUCAGACAUGCAUCGGAACAUCGCCAUUUGAUCGCCAAUGAGAUAGGAAAUACAGCUUACUACAAGGCGGUUGCCGCUGCUCUCACCGAUUCGCUACGUCUGCCAACCCCAUAUAACUGGCAAACCACAAAGGCAUACAUCCAAAACGGGAUGAGAGAUCGUCGCUGGCAACUUCAACGAUCGGCGUCAGUGGAACCGACCAGGCCGGGUGCGACGUCAGAGUAUUCGCAGAAAGUUGAACGUUUCAUCGAUGAUAUCAUUGCCCAAUUUGAUUUGAUCAAGCAAAGGGUCUCUUCUACAAAGGAAGCCGAAGACGUGCGGGUUCAAAUGAUGCUGGAUGCUCAAAUCCUGGGAACUCAAAGUGAAAACCUCGCUGGGGGGAGUGGCCCAGCUGCUCAAGAGAGCCCUGUGGACACGUCUCCCGCUACUCAUGUCAACGCAGCCCCACCGGCAGUCCCUCCAACAAAUCACGGUCGCAAAAAGACCCUAGUUCCACAUCCCUCACAAGCAGCUCCUCCGAUAUACUCUCGCCCCGCACCAGCUUCAUAUCCACAAGUUCUGCAAGGAGCUCCUCCGUCGCGUUCCUAUCUCGCACAAGCUUCAAAAUCACACACUCCACUCGCUCCAAACUCACAUGCCUCAAUAGCUCAAGCUUAUCCGAAAUCUUCUGCUGGUCAGGUGGCGACUCCGGAACCAGGACCAGUGGUCCCUGAGAUAGGCGCUAAUCUCGAACAAACCUCUAAUCUCCACCAAUUGAGCGCAUUGGUUGGACCUGUUAGAGACCUUGUCAAUGCAAUGGGCAAGGAUAUGAAUUCGAAGGUUGGAGUUGAUGAAGAGAUCAAGUUGAUCAAGGACGAUAUCAGCGAGAUCAAGGCCAGCAUUGACUACCUGAUCCGUACGCUAUGCUUACCGCGCUGCUCGAACUGUUCGAAAGAAAGCAGCUGA
Molecule: messenger RNA, 1134 nt
Organism: Penicillium verhagenii
Lineage: Eukaryota; Fungi; Ascomycota; Eurotiomycetes; Eurotiales; Aspergillaceae
Exons: 2
Coding region: 1-1134 (377 amino acids)
Source: RefSeq, a predicted model, not a curated record